ACCUAAUAACUAGUUAAGAAGGCAGUUUGCAAGUCUGGAAAGAGUGCAGAGCUUGUAGUGCGGGAGUUUGGGAGGAUUGAGUCGGCGGAGAGAAAAAAUAUAUUUAUAAUAAGCGGAGAAGUGCUGGGCUGUGGACUGUUAGACACUGCGGCGUCUACGAGAGUAGAGGGGAGCAAGCAUGGUACAGCAGACGGAGAACAGCGAGACGGAGAGUAGCGUGUCCCGGGAAGCCACUGACACUGAGGAGAACGAGUUCAUGGCUUGCAGUCCGGUGUCGCUGAACCCAGACUGGUGCAAAACGGCGACCGGGCACAUUAAGCGGCCGAUGAAUGCAUUCAUGGUUUGGUCCAAAAUCGAGAGGCGGAAGAUCAUGGAGCAGUCGCCGGACAUGCACAACGCGGAGAUCUCCAAACGGCUGGGCAAGCGCUGGAAAAUGCUGAAGGACAGUGAGAAGAUUCCCUUCAUCAGGGAAGCCGAGAGGCUCCGCUUGAAACACAUGGCCGAUUAUCCCGACUAUAAGUACAGACCCAAGAAAAAACCAAAGCUCGACGUUUCCUCAAAGCCGUCCGCGCAGUCGCCGGAGAAAUCCAGCGGCAAGAUUCCCAAGACCCCCGGCAAGAAAUGCCCCAAGUUAAAGACCAGUAAGGCGAGUGCAAAGCCGAGCCACGAGUACGGAGGGGAGUACGCCUUCCAAAACUUAAAAGUAAGCAAAGUCUCCAAAAGCGAGCUCACGGAUGAGGAGGACGAGGAGGACUACGAGGAUGACUUUCGCAUCCGGAUUAAGCAGGAGGACGGGGAGCGGACACGGCCGUGCAAUGCGGCCAAAGUGCCGGCCAGCCCGACCCUGAGCUCGUCCGCUGAGUCGGAAGGGGCGAGCAUGUAUGAAGAAGUGCGGAGCACGCCGUCCAGCAGGCUCUUCUACAACUUCAAGAACAUCACCAAACAGAGCGCCACAUGCGCCGCGUCCGUCUCACCAGCAUCCUCUACCAGGUCCGUCUCCACCUCCUCCAGCUCCAGCGAGGACGCCGACGACCUGCUCUUCGACUUCAGCUUAAAUUUCGCACCCAGUGCUUCAGGAUCGGAGCUGGGCAACCCGAAUUCAGGAAACCUCUCCCUCUCUCUGGUGGAUAAAGAUUUGGACUCGUUCAGCGAGGGCAGCCUUGGUUCUCACUUUGAAUUUCCAGACUAUUGCACCCCCGAACUGAGUGAAAUGAUCGCCGGGGACUGGCUAGAGGCGAACUUUUCUGACUUGGUGUUCACUUACUAGGUUUUUUUAUUUUAUUUUUUUCUUUCCUUUUUAAGAGCCCAAAUAAUAACAGGGAAGAAGAAAUUAAAUUAUAUGUCUUGUCCAAGUUGUUUCUAGCCCUGCCUCUCUGGUUCAUCUUGGGGUUCGGGGAGGAUGCGGAGUGAGGUUUGAGGAAUUAAAGAUGCUUAUGAAGCUGGUACCGUAGUGCAAAAAAAAAUAAUAAAAGAAAAAAAACUGCAGACAUUUUUUUGGCAGCAUGACAGGGUUUUAUGGAUUUUUCCCCCUGUAGGUCUACAAUUACUGUUCAACUAAAAUGGACCGCAGAGAAAGGAAGGAAAAAAUUCUAUGCAUCUUACCCUCUUAAAACUGCAGGGAGCUGAAAACGUAAGACUGUGGACUGAUUUCAAAAUCUGUGAACGGACACUUUUCAGGACCAUACCUUUACAAUGGGUUUUGUGAUUUAUAUGCCGCGUUUUUUAUUUUUGUUUUUUUCGGUAACCUAUUCCGUUUACCUCCUGACUCUAAAAAGACCAACAGCCUAAAUCUCUCCCGAACACAGGUGUGGGAGAGAAACGUUUUGAUACAUAACAGACCUCAUCUUUUUAAAAGAAAAGUAAGAUAUUUUCAGGCAUAUUUUUGUACAGUCUUUAAAAAAAAGGGAAUGUUCUUGCUGUGCUUUCAGUGAGUUUCAGGCACUUGUUCCCUUUCUUGAUUGUUUUAGCAUGCAAGGGACUCUUGGUCUAAGGAUUAAGUUAAAUUUAAAACUUGCAUAAAAAAUGCCUUUGUGGUUUUUUAAGCUAGGUUUUGUACAGUUGUAGAUCAGAUAUGUUGAGUAUUUGUAGGAGACAUAUGGCAUCUGAGGUACCUUUACCUCAAUGCUGGUAUUAGUUUCAAGAUUGUAUAUGUACUGUAAUAUAGUAAAGUUAGGAGUUUAUGUAAUCAUGCUCGUGAUCAUGUGGAUGGGUCCCAAAUCGCAGGUGUGAAACUGGAUUUUUUCUUAUGGCACAUACUGUUUUCCUUUCUCCUCCCCUCAUUUUUUGUGCAAUAUAUAUACACCUUUUUAAUACAGACCAUCUGCAUUUUUGUAGCAAAUGAUGGGCUGGUUCAUUGCCAAAAGCUCAUCAUUACCUGUCAUGAUGCUGAAGUCUGUGUCUUGACAAAAAAAAUCAAUAAAAAAAGGAAAAUAAAUCAGCUGGAACUGAUACAAAAAUGAUCAAAAACUGGCUGUCUGUUACCAUGCGUUUCUGAAGGGGGGGUGGGAGGAAAAAGAGGUCCCCCCCCCCCCGGUUCCUUAUCUGAUUUGGAAAAGCCACACAUUGGGAAUUCUGACACUGAAUUGAACAAACUGACCCUGCAGUUUUAAAAGUAUUUUGGUGCUGAAACGGGCAAGUAUUUCUUGUGGGUGGUCUUGGGGGGGGGGGGGGUAGUGCGGGACAUUCCAUAUUCUCGUUUCAUAAAAUGGAACAUUCUCAUAUUUUUAAUAUAUUAAACCUGACUGCCUUUUCUACAACAACUUUAAACCUGUACUUUUUUCUUUCUUGCACUUAAAGAGAUGAUGAGAAUUCUGUUUAUUUUUUAUGUGGGUCCUUAAUAUGAAGUCCUGUUUUGAAUACAUGAUUUGGAAUAUAACUUGACCUGACACUGAGAAAUCACUGAGGUUACAAAAAAUAGUUUUCAUAUUCCCGGUUGUGCAUAUCUUUGACUCAUCUUUUAAUAAACUAUUACAUACCACCGUGA
Molecule: messenger RNA, 2983 nt
Organism: Brienomyrus brachyistius
Lineage: Eukaryota; Metazoa; Chordata; Actinopteri; Osteoglossiformes; Mormyridae
Gene: sox11a
Product: SRY-box transcription factor 11a
Exons: 1
Coding region: 179-1267 (362 amino acids)
Biological process (GO): anatomical structure morphogenesis; neuron differentiation; positive regulation of transcription by RNA polymerase II
Molecular function (GO): DNA-binding transcription activator activity, RNA polymerase II-specific; RNA polymerase II cis-regulatory region sequence-specific DNA binding
Source: RefSeq, a predicted model, not a curated record